CGCAACUUCAACUGGAACGGUCUGCAUCUUUGUGUAGCAAACCAAACAUCCAGCAACAACUACAACAAGUUAUUUAUCGUAUCAUUUCGGAUUUUCAUUUAAGCGCCAGCUCCUUAAUAGCUUCAGCAUCAAGAUAUCAGAUUACGACGAUAUUUCACGACGUACUCCGCUUCUCACCCUUCAACAAGCUCGGAUUGAUUUUCGCUUUUCCUUGUGCCCUGGCACGGCCGGGCUAGGACCUAGGAGGAGGAAGCUGGGUUGACACAAUUCGACCGUUCACGAACGCAUCAACUACAAAUCAACCACAGCCAUGAGCCUUAUUGCGGAAUUUCUGGCCAGCAUUCGCGGGUUCGUACAAACUCAAAAUGGUGACGAGCUCCGCAACUGGUUGCUCGUCGAACCGAAUGUUGCCGCACAUUAUUAUGAGCUUGGACAACAACUGAGGUCGUCCUGUCCCGCAAAUUCAGGCAAUAUCGAGAAGCUGGUUGAGAAACAUUUACCAGAGGAGGAUGAUGUUCCAGAAGGAAGAGGCUCGCCAUGGCCCGGCUUCAACUCGUUCAUGGAGGAGUACUUGAAGUACUGGCGCGAUGUAGACUUCAACGACAUCGUUAAACUCUAUGGUCGGCUCAGCGACCUGCUCAUAUCAUGUGCAAAUGCACUUGCUAAUCCAACGUAUGGCAUCAUGCUUCUACAAACCAGCAUGUCGCUUUCAGAGGCGCUCUCCAAGUUGGUAAUGAGCAUUACCAAGGAGCCUCAUCUCAUGGCCCAGAUUCAGGGCGACAUGACUGGUGAUGAAGCUGGCGAGAAGAAGUCGAUUGUCGAGCUUGCCGCAGAUAUCAUUCAGAAGAUUUUCACAUCGUGUCUCACAGAUCGAUCAAGUACUCGCUGGUCACCUCCCAAGGGGAAGAAGAUUGCCGUGUAUCUAUUUGCGAACUUGACACUGAAACUGCUGUUUGCUUGCGACAAAUCGCGACUGGCCGUCCAGAUGUUCACCAACCUCUCUACAAGCGGACCGGCACUCUCACUAUACCCUGCAUCACAACGCGUUACCUUCCUCUACUACCUUGGCCGCUUCAACUUCGAUCAUGGCCAUUACAUGCGUGCCCACUGGUGCUUCGAAGAAGCAUACCGACAAUGCCACCCACAAUUCCUCAAGCAUCGUCGACAGAUUCUGAUCUACUGGAUCCCCUCGAACCUUCUCUUGGGACGUUUCCCGUCACAGAUGCUUCUCUCACGGCCCGAGGCCGCCGGCUUCGCCGACAUCUUCAUCCCAAUUUGCGCCGCUAUCCGGACCGGCAACUUUGUCGCCUUCCACCAGGCCCUCAACGCCAGCAGAGACUGGCUCUGGGACCGCGGCCUCUACCUAACGCUCCUCUACCGCCUCAAACCCCUCGUCUGGCGCUCCUUCACGCGCAAGACGUUCCUGCUCACAUGGGAAGGCGCCACCGGAAACGAUCCUAACAUGAUGACCAACCGCGCCCCCGCCCUCUCCCUCUCCGACCUCGUGGUAACCGCCACGUACGUCCAAAAGCUCCUAGAGGGCUACACCCCCGUUGCUGCUGGCACCACUCUCACCCUCACCCCUCCCCCAGGCGGACAGCCGAAGCGGUUGAUGCCCUCGGAAGGAUUGAUCUUCGGAAACAAGCAACCGGAUCUUGACAGUAUGGAGUCGAUCGUCGCGGGCUUGGUCUACGCGGGCCUGCUUAAUGGGUUUAUCGCUCGCCAACAGAAGAAGUUCGCGGUCGAGGGCGCCAAGCGCAAGGGAGGGAACGCGGUGGCGGCCGGUUGGCCGUGCCCGUAUGAGAGUAUCAUGGACCGGUUCAGGGAGGAUUACGAGGAUGAGCUGGCGGCGGCGGAUGCGGGCGAGACGAACGAGCCGCCGGGUGAGUUUGAGGAUGUGCCUGGUUGGGUUAAGAUGGGUUGAGAAUAGUUGAUGGGUGGUGAUACUUGCUCUGGUUUUCGUUGCUUUUAACUCUGUAAUGUUGCUAUGGGAGAAGCGGGCAUAUUGAUAGACUGCAUCAUCGUAAAACUGAAUCAUCGGAUUUAUCCUAGAGCUUUCAUAGGGCAUACGUUUGUAAUAUGAUGGUUUCAAAACUCAACACUCUCCAUAAACGUGAACUGCCAAGCUGGCUUUGCCCCGGAUAUAACAUCGUUGAAAGUGAGCUGAUACGAAGGCCAAUGUUAUUUUUAGAGCGAGCUCGUAUUU
Molecule: messenger RNA, 2206 nt
Organism: Neurospora tetraspora
Lineage: Eukaryota; Fungi; Ascomycota; Sordariomycetes; Sordariales; Sordariaceae
Exons: 2
Coding region: 311-1924 (537 amino acids)
Biological process (GO): poly(A)+ mRNA export from nucleus
Molecular function (GO): double-stranded DNA binding; RNA binding
Source: RefSeq, a predicted model, not a curated record